GAACGAACGGUGGUGUUCGUAAGUUAAAAUUGCGAACUUGACGGUGGUAAAAUAUUUGAACCCUCUUCUAAAACACUGGAAGGAAAUUGUGCCAAGGUUCUAUUUACCAGCUCUAUAAUAUAUGCCUGCAGUGAUUGAUUGAAGCAAGACAAUAUAAUGGAUAGAGUAAUUAUGAGGCAGAAGAGAUUUAAAUCUAUAAACAACUGCUAUCACUCUGAUGAUGAUCAUGCAAUGAAUAUUCGGCAAUGCUCAAAUAGUAAUAAGAGUUUUAUUCUGUUCUCAGAGCUCUCUCAAGACUUGAUGCUUGAUAUCCUUACUUUGCUUCCUCUUAAGUGUCUGCUUAACUCUGCAAGGUAUGUCUCCAAAUUUUGGGCUGCUGCUAUUUCAGCCUACCUACCUCUUAAACCACCUGGUUUUUACAUUUUUAAGUACAACUCAACAACAAAUUCUUAUUUCUUAAAUAUUCAAGAUCAUGUCAAUGGAAAACCUGAAAGGAUUGCUUUGGGAAUACCUUCCAGAAUGGGACAUGUAAUGGCUACUUGUCAUGGGUUAUUAUUGCUUUCUACUUUGGCUACACUAACUUUUGUAGUAAACCCCAUCCUUAAGUGCUGCUUUAGAAUUCCAACUCUACCCACUAAUUCAAGACGGCUCAUUUGUGUUCGAUCUACUAUUGCACGCGUUCCUCGCACUGCCAAAUUCAAGUUGUUUGUAACAGAUGUCCUAAAUGUUUCGGGGGUCAACUGGUAUGUUUUCUACGUCCUAACAAUUGGAGUUGAUAACACAUGGAAAGAGAUAGCUAGAAAAGAAGCUAUCCUUGAGUGUGUUUUUUUUUGGGAACCAGUUUAUAAUGGAGAAAAUGAUGUUUAUUGGAUAACAAGGGAUGGAGUGACUGUGAUGGAUGUUGACAGGGAAAUUAUUAUAAGAGAGUAUCCACUACCACCUCCACGAGUGGAUGUUGCACCUUUUGGGGUUUUUUUAUGGAUGGGAGACCGUCUUUCUUGCAUUGUUUUGGUUAAAGGUAUUAUUAGUAGAACAUAUCAUAUCUAUGCUUUGGAUUUGGAUUUAGGAAAAUGGACUCUUUAUCAUGAGAUGGGACCUUUUGAUUAUGGAGCUACAUGCGGCCACGAACUGGAUUUUGAUAUUAAUAUUACAAUCAUGGGUUUGAUGUUUCGUUUCUGGAUCAACGACCAAAUUUUCUUUAUAGCACUUACCGACCCACCAGAAAACCGAAAAUCAUUUGUAGGCGUUACAAAUAUAAUUUUUUGUUACAAUGUCAAGACUAGACAACUGACAAAGCCUGAUGACAUUGUAGUGGACGUUUUUCAGGCAUUGCUUCAUACCAACACUCUAGUUUCGUUGCCAAGUACUCCAACAUAGCUAGGUUUCCUGGUAUAAAAUAUGUGCUAUGCAGUAGUAUUUAUAUUAGUCUUGGUUGGCUAAACCAGAAAAACAAGUAUUUAUGUUUCUAUUUAAUUAUCAUGUACGUUGACUAUGGCCAACCCAAAGUUGAGGUUUUAAGAGGUUGUUUUAAUUUAUUUAUCAUCAAACUUAUUGAAAACAAUCGAUGCAUGCUUUGCCUGGUUUUUAAAUCUCAGUUAUUUACUUCAUAGCAAUGUUUAAAAGGCUGGAUCAGAGAUUAAACCACCGAGAGAGAAUUUUUUUGUUCCUACACCAACAAUUAUCCUUUACUUUUUUUGUUAGAAUAAUUUUACUCUUUAUUAUUUGAGUUUAACAUUAAUGUGUGGAGGCAGCCUUGGCUUAGAAACAUAGAGAACUCUUUUGUUACUACUGUGAUGACAGCCAAUAAUGCAGACAUGAAGGUAGCUGAUCUUAUAGACAAUGUUACUGGCAGCUGGAACAAUGAUUUAAUUCAACAAAUUUUCUGCCCAAGGGAUGUGCUGGAAAUUACCAAGAUUCCUCUCAAAUUGAUGCAAAAUGAUGACGUACCGAUAUGGAAGUGUUGUCACAAUGGCAAUUACUCUGUCCGGUCUGCAUAUUACCAUCUUGUGGAAGUGGUGAUUGACAAUAACCAUCUCAAAGUAGAAGGAAAUUGGAACAAGCUUUGGAAAUUAAUGGUUCCAAACAAAGUUAAAAUCUUUCUUUGGAGGGUCCUUCGAGGUUGUCUUCCGGUUCGUACCAGAUUGCUCAGCAAAGGAGUGCAAUGUGAGCCUAAAGUCCAUGUUGUGGUGACUAUGAUGAGAAUGAAUGGCACUGUUUUAUAGGUUGUAUGGCAUCACAAGAAGUGUGGCAGGAAACUGACUGUUGGCAAGCAAUGACUAAGCACAACACUCAUGCUAUAAGUUUUGUGUCUAUGAUGUUCAAUAUGAUAGAUGAACUUGAUAAUAAUAGCAUGUCAACAGUGGCUAUGGUUUUAUGGUCCUUGUGGUGGCGACGAAAUCAAAAAUGCUGGAACGAAUUUGCAGGAUUGGAAGCAAGCACGGUGCCCUGUUAUGCUCGCACACGAACAGAAACAACACCAGACCUGUUAUCAUGGAGUAAACCACCGAGAGGAUCACUCAAAUGCAAUAUCGACGCUGCGUGCUACACUAAACGGAAUAUCUAUUGCGUUGGAGCAUGUAUUCGUGAUGAAAAUGGAAGAUUUGUGAAAGCUUUCGCGAAAUGUUUUGAAGGAAAACCAGAAAUAUAUGAAGCUGAAGCUAAAGCUAUUGGUCUAUUAGAAUGCUUGACAUGGUUGAACAGUAUGUAGACAAGCCUUAUUCAAAUAGAAACAGAUUGCUUGCA
Trifolium pratense (red clover) is the source of this 2742-nucleotide messenger RNA. RefSeq lists its product as uncharacterized. Bases 157 to 1377 code for a protein of 406 amino acids. Gene Ontology annotation, molecular function: protein binding. NCBI's taxonomy places the organism in Eukaryota, Viridiplantae, Streptophyta, Magnoliopsida, Fabales, Fabaceae. The transcript has 2 exons. The record is from RefSeq and is a predicted model, not a curated record.